Messenger RNA from Malurus melanocephalus (red-backed fairy wren), 297 nucleotides. RefSeq names its product OTU deubiquitinase, ubiquitin aldehyde binding 1 (gene OTUB1). The transcript has 3 exons. The coding region runs from base 19 to 282 and encodes 87 amino acids. The record is from RefSeq and is a predicted model, not a curated record. Lineage: Eukaryota; Metazoa; Chordata; Aves; Passeriformes; Maluridae.
GGGGCGGGCAGGGCGGCGAUGGCGGCGGAGGAGCCUCAGCAGCCGCAGCCGGAGCCGCUGGGCGGCAGCGAUGCCGACGGCGUGAACUGUUUGGCCUACGACGAGGCGAUCAUGGCGCAGCAGGACCGGAUCCAGCAGGAGAUCGCGGUGCAGAACCCGUUGGUGUCGGAGCGCCUGGAGCUCUCCGAGCUCUACAAGGAAUACGCCGAGGAUGACCACGUGUACCAGGAGAAGAUCAAGGUGGGCUACUGGGGAUACUGGGAGAUACUGGGACACCAGUAAGGGGCUGGGGAGAAC